UAUCCGUUUAAGAGAAGUAGCGCAUAGUAAAUUGCUACACAACUAUAUAACAGUUCUCAGCAGCUAACAUCUUUGUCACGCCGCUUUUCACCAAGACGCAAUAGACGAAUCCAGAAUGAGCAUUAUGACAGGACUGAGUAUACUACCGAGCUAACUUACUAUUUGUCAUUGCUACUUCUUCGACGUGUGUUAGCGAGGAAUUUCACAUAGCUCUAUGCGAAACUGCAGCUCAAAAGGUACAACUUGCAAUUUCAUUCCGCGUGCCUUAAGGAGUUGAAAUGACAUGGAAAUCCGCAUGACCUAGUCCUAUGAUCGCACUCGGUGAACAAAGAAGCGAGUUUCGGCGGACAACGGGCUCGGGAAUACGUGAGAUAUGUGAGUUGGUAGAGAGUUCAAAAAUGAUGACGCCAUAGAAACGUGGAUAAAUGUCGAAGCAAAGAUGAGAAUAAGUUUCACCCCCGAUAAUGACAUUUUUGCGUUGAUCCCACUUGUUGAAUAAUCCGUAUCGUCAAUGACAAAUUAUUCAUAUUAAACUCUGCAAUCGUAAAGUUUUCCCUUGACUCGAGGGACAUCGGCGAAGAUAUUCUAGAAACGCGAUCAGCUGUCGCUAAACUACUGCUCUUGGCCGUUUGGCGUUUCAUUUGCAAAUCCACUUGGAAUUCAAUUAGAAUUCCCAUGAUUUAGUUCGAGAUUUCCUUGAUUGCUCGUGAUUGAUUAUUUACACGUUGAACCAUUGGAAAUAGACAAGAAUAGAAGCGAGAGGACGUGAAGGCAAACCAUGCAUAAGAGCGGCCGGGGAUAAUGAGCGCAGUUUUAUCGGAAUACUUAACCGAACGUUGUAUAUAGUGCUUCUCCGUUUGCAGUAUUACAGUGAUUAAAGAGAGCAUAUUUUAAAAGUGAACGCAUUACACAUAAAAUAUUUUACGUAAACAUGUUUGUGAUACGGUAAAGGAAAGGUCGAGACAAAAUGAACGCAAUGUUAUGCGUAUAAAACUUAAUUAGGACGCUAGCUAGUGCAUGUAACUGUCAUUGACGUUGGAGGCUCUAUUUGGAUAACGAAUAAGAAAGAUCAAAAUGUAAAGAGAAUCAUUAGCGGCAAAGAAGUGCUUGAAUCGGAACGGAAUAGCUAUGUCGUGGCCAUAUGCGACAAGUGCCUCGCCAUCCUCCUCGAUUACAAUGUUUAUGAUAACAACAGGAUUAACUCCAUUGGCAUUAAUAACAAAUUACACGGAAGCCAGUGACUUUGCAAAUACUACAAAAGAUAUUAGCGAGGAAGAAAAAUAUAUACCGUUCAGCGAGCGGCCAGAAACGUAUUUUGUACCAAUCAUCUUUUUUUUUAUCCUGAUAAUCGGCCUCACUGGAAAUGGCGUACUGGCUCUUACGAUCCUUCGACACAGAAAUAUGAGAAACGUACCUAAUACGUACGUCCUCUCGCUGGCGUUGGGGGAUUUAUUAGUAAUAGUGACAUGCAUACCGUUCACCUUUACGGUAUACAUCUUGGACUCCUGGCCUUUCGGUUUAGCAUUGUGUAAACUUUCCGAAUGCGCUAAGGACAUAUCGAUUGGAGUUUCGGUUUUUACAUUAACUGCGCUGUCAGCGGACCGAUUCUUCGCAAUUGUAGAUCCAAUGAGAAAAUUGCACGUGACAGGUAGUGGAAGACGAGCAACACGCUUCACUGCGAUUGUUGCGGGACUAAUUUGGGUUUUGGCCAUAAUAUGCGCGAUUCCGGCUUCCUUUUCGUAUCUCAGGUUCUUCCAGGUCAAUGAAAACAUAAGCUUUUACGCCUGUUAUCCGUUUCCUGAGGAAUUUGGACCAAACUAUCCAAAAAUGAUACUAAUAUGUCGCUUCUUCAUCUAUUAUGUUAUACCUCUCAGCAUCAUCGCCGUUUUCUAUAUAUUGAUGGCCAGACAUCUUAUACGCAGUACGAGAAAUAUACUCGGCGAAGUACAAGGCCAGGUAAGGCAAAUACAGGCCCGUAAAAAGGUGGCAAAGAUGGUGAUGGCUUUCGUCAUUGUGUUUGCUGUUUGUUUUUUACCACAACACGUUUUCAUGCUGUGGUUUUAUAUCCAUCCAACUGCGCUAGAGGAUUACAAUGCAUUUUGGCACUACUUUCGUAUCUUGGGUUUUUGCCUUGCUUACACCAAUAGUUGCAUCAACCCAAUCGCUCUCUACUUCGUGAGCGGUACUUUUAGAAAGUACUUUGACAGAUACUUGUGUUGCGCCACGGAGAGAAUGCGGAGACGACAUCGACGAUCGUCAGAUCUAAGUUCGCGCGGACGAGGCGGGCAGAGCUUUUCACUGGUCAGUUCAAAAAGGUACAUGGGUGAUUCUCGUCGCGAACGAAGUGUGCAGCGCCUCUCUAUCAUGCCGGCUGAUAUACGAUCUACGACUCCGAUUAAAGAGCAAGAAACUACUAUCACUCUAUCAGCGUAUCCAAAUGGUAUUGACGAGUCAUCAACGUCAAGGAAUCAACGAAUCUCGACAACAGAAUCAACAGUACACGAUAGAUUAGUUACUUAAACACGAUAACAACGUCAUAUUUUUCAUUAUUGUAUAUAUUGUAUAUAUUUAAUAUAAAAUAAUUCUGUUAUUUAAUAUCGAUUAAAUAAAUUUAUAUUUUAAUGGCAUUUUCUUACAAUUCGAGAUUCAGAUUGAAUCGCUGAUAUUGCUGAUAUAUUUAAUCGUGACAUUCGAAGCAAAAAGUAGUAAAAAUUUUCAUAUUCCAGUUACGAAUAAUUAAAAUUGUUAAUAUUUGGAUUAUAUUUAUUAUACUAAAGUGACACGCUUACUUGACACAAUUUAUGAUAAUGUCGCACAAAUAAAUUUCUGUUU
Temnothorax curvispinosus is the source of this 2832-nucleotide messenger RNA. RefSeq names its product neuropeptide CCHamide-1 receptor-like. Gene Ontology annotation, biological process: G protein-coupled receptor signaling pathway. NCBI's taxonomy places the organism in Eukaryota, Metazoa, Arthropoda, Insecta, Hymenoptera, Formicidae. Gene Ontology annotation, molecular function: G protein-coupled peptide receptor activity. The transcript has 12 exons. The record is from RefSeq and is a predicted model, not a curated record. Gene Ontology annotation, cellular component: membrane. Bases 1129 to 2520 code for a protein of 463 amino acids.